AUGAUUUCAAACCUGUUGAAGGAGGAAACUGUGCCUCCUGGUUAUGAUCCUGAACAAGAUGUCGUCAACAAACGUAAAUCCAAAUCGGCUAAGACAAAUGAACGAAAGAAGGAGAAGCGCUUGCAGGGUAAAAAUAAAGUUUCAUCUACUGGAGACGAAGAACAAGCAUUGGAAUCCAUUGAGUCGAUUGCGUCCUACAUAAACGAGAUCACGAUUUCUGGAAAGCCAUGUGUUGCUACUACUACUCCCUCAAAUUCAUUGGAAUCACCAUGUUUUCUUCAUCAGACUCAGACUGAUGAAGAAACUGAUGAAAUCGGUGAUCAACUGUUACAGGAGUCAAAUGGUAGAAAUAUUGAGAAACGACAAGCAUCCAAGGAAGAUUUUCCAAGUGCACCUCCAUUUUCAGGUUCAUUUGGGGAAAUCAAGCAAGAGAAGGAACAUUCUCCCAUUCCUAAAGCUAAUUAUAUGUCAUCUACAGCUGACUCGGUUGACUUUUUAGCUAAGUCAACUGUAGAGAAGAAGACUCCUGUUGUAGAUUUGAAAGAAAUUAAUAAACAGGAGACCUCAAACCCAUCUAGGAAUGUUGGUGUCAAAACUAGUUCUCGUAUUACUCUAUCAGGCAAGGAAAUUGCUGCCAACUGGCAGGAGAAAUGCAUUUUACCUUGGUAUAAUGUCCACAAUAGUAAGUUUCUUCUCCCUUGCAGUUCAUCUAAGUUGAUAGCAAUAACUCAUAUACAGGAUUUGGGACACCAACUUGGAGCAGGAUCUUUUGUGGUGCAUAGCCUCUCAACAUUUCUGAAUUCAUUUCUCCAAAACUUUGGGAUAAGCCAAGAAGUCCAGAACCCAGUUUCUGUUUUUGUGGUGCUUGGAAUCAUUUUGUUAGGAGCUGGUUUCGGAUAUUGGCUGGUGAGGAAAUAUAUUAUUUGUGAAGAUGGAGAAUUUGAUGUUGGAGUUGCACAAUUUAUCAAAUGGUCCAUGCGUAUAGUUGCAGUCCCAUGUAUUAUCCUGAGCACGAAAGACACCCAUUUGGCAAUGGCUGCAGUGGGGUCUUGUUUGGGUGUAUACUACAUGAUCACGAAGAUUGUAAGGAAAAUGCCAUGUAGGAUCUAUGCAACCCUCAAAGAGCUCAGCCUUGGUAUGAUGGAGAAGGAAUGGAAUGUAUAA
Messenger RNA from Lactuca virosa, 1164 nucleotides. Lineage: Eukaryota; Viridiplantae; Streptophyta; Magnoliopsida; Asterales; Asteraceae. The record is from the annotation of a GenBank genome assembly.